This is a messenger RNA of Lepidothrix coronata (blue-crowned manakin), 3703 nucleotides long. It is a transcript of the gene FAM81A, whose product is annotated as family with sequence similarity 81 member A. Bases 595 to 1821 code for a protein of 408 amino acids. NCBI's taxonomy places the organism in Eukaryota, Metazoa, Chordata, Aves, Passeriformes, Pipridae. The transcript has 11 exons. The record is from RefSeq and is a predicted model, not a curated record.
CUCCCUUCCAGCGCUCCCCUGCGCUCCCAGCCCAGCCGCUCCGCGCAGCCGGCCGGGAAGGCAGACGGACGGACGGACGGACGGACAGACGGACGGGCCCCCGGCGGCGCAGCGGCGGUCACGGCGCUCGGGAGCGGAGCGGGGCUCGGACCGGGGAUGCGCGGGAGCGGCGGGCAGCCCUGCCCUGCCCCGAGCCAGCACCGGUAGCAUCCAGUGCUUUGCUGCUGUAGCACACACAGCUCUUCUUAAAUCAGUGGGAUAACCCCUGUGUUUACAGUUAAACUGUGUUCAAAUGCUUCACUGCAUCAAGAUCAUUAAAAUGUGUUAAGGCCCAGAGGUCUAAGAGUACAUGAUCUCAGGUGGUGUAACCGGGGGAUACAGCCAGGAGGGACAUCUGGAGAGUGGUGGCAUUGCUUAAAAACCAACAACUGGGAAAGGAUGGUGUGAGGAACAGAUUGCAGAACUGGACCUUCAGUGUCUGGGCAGGAUUUUGAACGCAGAAGUCAUCACAAUGAUACCCAGCUCUUAUACCCUGCUUUUUACUUAUAGCCAUGUAAGAACUUAAACAGGGAGACAUAAAUUAUUGACCAGAAAAUGGCCCACCGAAGCCCAAUCUUCCCAACUCUUGCCCCUUCUGAAAGCACCCAUGAGCUCCAUUGCAUUCCAUGGAAGCUAUGCAAGUGCACUGCACCCUUGAAAAAUAUAGACAAAUAUUCAAGACGGGUUCGGAACAUCCCGCUGCACAGCCAGGCACUGACGGCGGUGCCGCUGGCAUCUGCCAGCCUGGUGGAUCAGCUGGAAGACAGGAUCCUAAGCCAUGAGAAAACAACGGCGGCCCUUGUGGAACACGCUUUCCGCAUUAAGGAGGACAUUGUUCACACUCUGCACAGAAUGCAGAACAAAGGGGGGGGAGACCGGCUGGCCCGGCAGCUCUUGGAGGAGCACAUCCGAAACAUAACGGCCAUAGUGAGGCAGCUCAAUCGGGACAUUGAGAUGCUGCAGGAACAGAUACGUGUCAGAGACAAUCUCAGCUACGGAACAAAUUCUACCCUGAAGAGUCUGGAAAUGCGGCAGCUUUCUGGCUUAGGGGAUCUUCGGGGAAGAGUUGCAAGGUGUGAUGCUGGGUUAGCCAGACUGUCUGCAGAGCAUAAAAUUACAUAUGAAAGACUUCAGAGCCUAAGUAAAGACCAACACACCUCCAAGCUGAUCUUAGAAUCUAAAAUCAAAGAGGCAGAAAUACAGAUUUCUCACCUGCUGAGCAGAGUAGAGCAAUCGAUAAUGCAGCAAGAAGCAAAGCUCAAGGUUGCCUACAAAGAGAGCAACCAACAGCUACAACUCCUGGACACCAAAUUAAAAAAUGCCAUUGAGGAACUCAGCAGUCAGAUUUUGUCUGCACGUAGCUGGUUGGAACAGGAACAUGAAAAGAUUGAAAAAGAGCUUGUGCAAAAAGUUGAACAACUCUCACUGACUUUUAAGGAAAACACGGAAAUGAGUGAGAGAGCUUUUGAGAUGAAAUUCAACCAAAUGGCAGAGAAAAUUGAGAAAAUAGAAGAAAUGCAGAAGAUAACCAUGGAAGCACAUGAAGCAAAACAGACUGAAGAAAGGAUAAAUAUUCGCAUUGGCAAACUCCAAAAUGAGAUAAACGAAGAUAUAAAAGAAAUGAAAGCCGAAGUUAAUGCUGGAUUUGCAGCCAUCUAUGAGAGCAUUGGGUCUCUGCGGCAAGUUCUAGAAGCAAAAAUGAAGCUGGACAGAGAUGAACUACAGAAGCAGAUCCACCAAAUGAAGCAGGAGGUUCCAAGAUGGGGAGAGGCUGGACCAUGACUGCAAGAUUUUGUCUGAGAGAUUCAUGUUUACCUGGCUCAGCAGGCAGACUCUAGUCUUGUUCCAGUCUGUGACCCAAAUUACCUGCAUGUACCAGUGACAUGCUGCUGUUGCCCAGGUCUGUGUGUUGGCUCAAAGCAGUAAAUGCAGGCUCUUCAUGGAUAACCAACAACCAGCCCUCAGGGCUGAGGUGCUCAUUUGCCACUGCACUACUCUGGUUGCUGUCAGGAAAUUAAGCACUGUGUAAAACUGGAGUAAUAUAUUGGUGAAGCUGGCACCUCAUUUGCUAAAGGCAUUCCAGUUUUGCAGGCUUGGGCAGUAUAUAUAUAUAUAAAUAUAUAUACUUUUAUAUAUAAGCACCUGCACCCACCCCAUUCCACCCUAUCCCUCUUUUUUAAAAAAAUAAAGACAACUUGAUAUAAUUUGCUUAAUCUGAAUUUGGCAAGGUUCUCCAUCUUGAGGCAAAUUACUUAGUUGAAAUCAGUGGACGUUUUUACAGUGACUUUCUCUACUAUUGACUUCCUGGGGAGGUAGAAUUGGCACUAAAAAAACCGAUGUUCAAAACCUAGAUGCCAUCAGAAAAUGUUUGUUUAGUUUUGCAAAUAUCCUCUGUGUGUGAAAACUAAAUAGUGUUAUAUAAUGUAGUUGUAGACUAAGAUGAUUCAUCAACAACAUAAGAAACUUUAAUCACAUGGUCUUAAGUAUUGUAACCUUUUAGAAUUAACAACCAGGUGGAGCUGAGACAAGGUAAAACAUGUAUAUAAAAUAUUUUUUAAGUGCGCAUGUGUUCCUGUGACUUGCUUCAUUGUAUUGAUAAAAACUUAGAAAGGUUUGAAAACAAAAGAGAAGGUGAUAAUCUAACCUAGCCUGGAGAAUGUAAUGCAAAAUAAAAUGCAGUUUAUGUUCUCCUUAGAAAUAUUCAUUGAAGUAAAAGAACUGAUUCAUCAUAUUUAAGUAGACUAAUAGUUUAGCAGAUUCAAAUUGCUAAUUGCAUUCACAGUAUUUCCAGAUAAUAAUUUCCAUUCACAGAAGGGAUUACAUAAUCAAAGUCAGCACCCAUGGGGCAUAUUAAUCUAGAUAGGAAAAAAUACAUAUGUUAAUUUGACUUCCUCAUUAAGAGCAUGAUAUAUUGCUCCUCAUGUUUGCAAGUCAUGCAGGAUUAAACACUUGAGAAGAAUAAAAGACCUCAUCCAGUAUCCUAUUAAUUUACACUAUUAACAGUAAUUCAUAUACAAAAAUACAACUAAUUCACACAAUUCACAUUAGUGUUAACAUAAAUAAAUAAAUAGGAUGUCUCUACACUAUUGUUAGUGGAUUUUUCUUUCAGCUAGUAUUGCAAAAACUAUUCUUAGUUGGAAAAUCAGUGGCAAAUUUCUCAUCACUUCCAUGAAAGAUGGUUUGGCCCACAGAGUCACCAUAUUUAAAACAAACAAAGAAUAAAAAACCUGCUCCAAAAACUUACACCAUUAACUUGAGUAAGACAGUGUAGUGUGUAAAAAUCAAGGAAAUGCACUCAUCUUUACAGGUCUAACACCUCAUUUUAUAUUCACUUCCUAUAUAGUUGAAAGCAGUUCAAAGUCUCAAAGAUACAUGAAGCUUUUGCAGCUCUGGCUUCCAAUGCUGACACAAAGCAGCAAUGACAGAGGCAGCUUUGUUACCAUCCAUGUGCCCAUGAAAUGUAUUUACAAAGGCAGCUAAGGGGAAAGGCCAGUUCCCUAAAGAGACACAAUGAAACACUUGCAAAUAUUUCUUAAGAAUUGUCUUAAAAAUUGAUUCUUACUCCACAUAUGUAUUCUUAUCUAUUCUUAAAUAUUCAGCUGUGUGCAGUGGAAAAGCUAUUACUGAUGUUUCACGUAAAAAAACAAAAAAAGAAAAUAACAAA